Molecule: messenger RNA, 1516 nt
Organism: Pelagomonas calceolata
Lineage: Eukaryota; Pelagophyceae; Pelagomonadales; Pelagomonadaceae
Source: the annotation of a GenBank genome assembly
CUAGCAAUUUGGCCGCAGUGCAGCAAAAAGCCGCAGUGCAACUCAUUCAAGCAACUGAAAAAAGCCAGCACCAUCGCAGCAAUCGCAGCAAUCGCAGCGCUUGCGUCCAGACCAGCUUGCUCCAUCUCUAAAGGCCUAGGCACAUCGGAGAGCAACAGCAGCGCUUUUAGGCAUUAGCAGCAGACCACAGCGACCCUGGCGCCGCUCUUUUUCUCCCUCUUCGGGCGCGGCGACCGGGACAAGAGCCGCGACCCCACGGACGACUGCUUCGAGUGCCGCGUGAUCGGCACGACGACCUGCGUCGGCGUCGCGGCCUACUGCCUGCACGCGGCCAAAACGACGCCGGCGCAGCGCCUCUGGCUGACCUGCUUCGGCGGCGCGUGGGCGGUGCUCGGCGCCAUCCGCGCGGUGGUCUGACGAUGCGACUCUUCGUGCUGCUCCUCGCGGCGAAGGCGUCGGGGCUGGCCGUGCGCCUCAACAAGCUGCUGCCCGGCCUGUCGCGGCGCAAGGCCGACGCGGCCAUCGCCGACGGCCGCGUCACGGUCGACGGCGUGGUCGCGGACGGCCGGACGCCCGUGGAGCGCGGCAGCGAGGUCCGCCUGGACGGCGAGACCCAGGUCUGGGAGGCGCGCGAGGCGGCGAAGGCGGACCUGAAGUCGAGCGACGCGUUCUUGUACCUCAAGUACUGGAAGCCGGCGGGCGUGACCUGCACGUCCGACCGCAACGACGCGUCGAACGUCAUCGCCCGGGGCGGCUUCGACGACCUCGACCAGCGCGUCUUCACGGUCGGCCGCCUGGACAAGCCGUCGACGGGGCUCCUCCUGUUGACGAGCGACGGGCGCGCGUGCGAGGCGCUGUUGCGGCCGUCGCAGAAGAAGGAGAAGCGCUACGUGGUGGAAGUGGACCGCGCGCCGACGGCGGACGACCUCCGGGCGCUGCGCGAGGGCGUGACGAUCGAGACCGUGGCGCAGCGCGACCGCAAGGCCAAGCCCCUCGUCGCCAGGACCAAGCCUUGCGAGGUGCGCGCGCCGAACGCGAAGGCGCCGCGGCUCCUCGAGUUCACGCUCACGGAAGGCCGGAACCGGCAGAUCCGCAAGAUGUGCGCCGCGCGCGGUUUGGAGGUCGUCUCGCUGCACCGGACGCACUUCGCCGGCGUGACGCUCGACGGGCUCGUCGCGGGCGGCUGGGCGCCCCUGUCUGCGAAGGAGCGGAGGCGUAUCGACGCCGCGCUCGCGGACCGAUAAUGUUUCUUGUAUUAAUUCUCUCUACGGGGCGUCGUUGGCCUAUGGACUCUCGUAGACGAGUCGCGUCGACGGCGUGGCCCAUCACGCCAUCGCCGCGGCGCGAGUGACUCGCGUACCGCUUCAGGACGCCAUCGCCGCGUCAGCAUUCUACAACGACAGCGAAACAACAAGGAGACGCUGUUUCAUAUGUUGCUUGUGUUAAUUCUCCUAUAUUCGACAGCGAAACGAGACCGUGGAAGCCCGUAGGUAGCUUGUCGUGCAUUUCCGCAGGC